AUGGCAGACAGACUUUCCCAUCCUUCAACUGACUUGGAUUGUCAUUCAAUCAAUCAGUCUCCGCUGAAACCAAUCACUUCUGAUUCUGCCAACAAGGACAAGGAUGUAAAUGAGUCCCGCAGUGAUUCUCAUCGUCAAAGCCAAGAUCAGCUUUCUGCUACAAGGCUCUCUUUAGUCACUGUAGCAAGUUCUUCUCUACAAGCUCCUGCCUCUCUUUCAAGUUCGAUACCCUCUUCUUCCCCUUCUCCUACAUCUGAUCCUACUGUUCUCAACCCAACAUCACUCUCUUUACGGACUCAGCCUUCUUCCAACUCGUCUUUAUCCUCGGUGAAUCCGAGUCAUCAUCUUAAACGCGCAUCAAAAAAAAAUCGGUCUUCUGGCUCUAUCUCUCUUGGAAUCAGCAAUCUUUUAGGUCCAUUUCGAUCUCCAUCUAAUAUCACCGCCUCCACUACAGACCGCAGUACAAGCAAUACUGAACUCAAUAAUCAAUCACGUACCGAUCAAAACGAGUCAAUCACCAUUGCUCAAUCGUCUCCAUCUGCUACUCCCUCUCCUGCUGCCUCUUCUCAAUCUCGGACUCUAGCUUCGGUGUCUUCUGUAGUGCAUUUAACCUCUUCUCAUCCUCCUCUCAAACCCAAGCGAGACUUUUUGGGGUUAGACCUUCAUCUUCCACCUCGUCUUAGUUCCUCUCAAGCCUCUAAAUCUGGGUCAUCAUUCCUUGCUUCUCUUAGCAGCAUAAACAAUAAAAGCCACAAAUCCUCUUCCUCGUCUUCUAAUUCCCCACGUCCCUCGACUGCUUCCUCAACUCUCUCUGGCACCCCAAGGCUUCGAAAUUCACAUCACCGCCUCUCAUUUCAGCCACCUACUAAGCUCAGCCCUCCACAACCUCUUCACCCGAUCGGUCGUUCGUUUGUCAACCCGAUUUCUUCACCGCAAGACCUCGUAAAGUCGAUCCCGUCAACAGUUCAAGAGACGUACAUUCCUCCCAGUGGCCUUUCGUCGUCUGUCAAGACCUUUGGUCAUCCUUUCGCCUCUCCUACUAAACCUCCCCGUUUGCCUACUUCCAUCUCAGCACCUCAUAUCUCUAGUCUUCUUCCUCAUAGCUCCUCAUUGGCUAAAUCACAACCUACUACAGAACCACCGGUACAUUGCCAGCUUACUAGUCCCACUAAACCUUUGACCAAAUCUGAUUUGAAGUCAAAUAAUCUCAACUUCAGCUUUCAGCCCACAGAGCCUAUCUUAUCUAUUCCUAAAGUCGAUCGCAACCCCCCGAACCCAGUUUCUCAUUCUCUCAACUCCAAAAUGCGAGCUAUGUUUGGUCGAAAACCGUCUGUGACUAGCACGACUAGUUCAUCUACGGCUUCAUCAAACCAUCCUACCAUAUCUCCACCGGUCCCGCAUCCCAAGUUCGAAAACAAAAAAUCUGAGCCUACAGCGGUUUUUGUUCGUGAUCAAGAUGAUGGGGAUGAUUGUCCGGUCUGUCUUGAAGAUCUCAAAAUGAGACUUCAAGGUGAGAAACCACAUGUGAUUCCUAGCUGUGGUCACAUAUUACACGCGUCCUGUUUCGAGGCUGUCUACGGCAACAUUGUCGAAGCUAGAAAAAGCGGUCAGAUUCUUGGUCUUUGUGGAGUCUGUCGGAAGGACAUGAGGCUAGGCGAUCUUGUCACAGGCGGUCCGGCUUCUCGUAACGUUCCCUCCAUGGCGGGACGCAUGGUCAGGUGUCACUCGCCAAAUGGUACCAUUUCCGCUGGCCCUGAUGCCACAUUAGGCAAAAAUACACGAAGCAAGUUUGCUGCCAUGGCUGGUCUGCAAGCUUCACCGGCAAAAGCGAAAGCAAACAGUGUGAAUCGGAAGCCAACAGCUGCAGUACCUGCGGUUCCAUACCACGAUAGUGCGGCAGAUAAAGAAGAGGCUUUAGAACCGGAUGAGGACGAUGAAUUGUUAAACAUUGCUGAUUCCCCUCUAUCUCGAAGCCAUGGCUCCAAUCCAUCAAGCCAGCAUCGAAAAUCGACCCAAAUCAUUCAACCCAACAUCUAUGCCAUCUCGGAGCUUUCAAGCCUUUCUCAACCGCAAGAUGCCAGACAAACGCAGCAUCUAACUUGUAUGGUGUCCAUCGAAAUUCCAUCUCGAAAUCCUGCACCUUUUCCUCCUACACCCACCUCUGCUGCCUAUUCUUCUCAAGCUUCACCUUUAUAUCAUCCAUCUCAAGCUGGUACAUCUGGUCCACUUAGUAGCGCAGGCAGUGCGUUUAGCUAUCCAGGCUUGGCGAGCGUCGCCUCACCUUGCGAUUCCGAACAUUCCGCUCACAACCGAAUGGCAAAUCCCCGUCACAAAGUAUUCCCAAAGGUCAAAUCUUCUCCAAACUUGGGAACCGCCAGUCUAGCUGAAAAGCCAAUCGCCGAGACAGCUGUGGCAGGUAACCCUCUUCAGCUAUUGGUGGAUGAUCUGAUCAAUCGCAUUCAAGACUGGAAAGGUCAUUCUCUGACGGACUUUGGAUCGCUCAAGUUGCAUGAUCGCAUUCAAGUCAGGAAGCAAUCGCACUCUCGCGAUUUUCUUGUCUAUCUUUUCGAAGAAGCCCUUCUAUGUGUACAUGAAGAAAAGCAAGCGAGACCAGCCUCCACCUCUGGUCCAAUCCUCUCGAGUAGACUAAGGCUUAAAGGUCGAAUUUACAUUCGACACAUGACCGCAGUUAUCGACUCUUCAUCCACAGUCCCAUUGACACUUACUAUACAGAUGCAAGAUGACAAUAUGGAUGUCUUUGUGAUGCGAUUCAAUGAUGCUGCACAACUCGAGUCAUGGAAGGCCAACAUUCAAUUACUCAUUGAUAAACACUUCCCAGAUCGUGCUCGCUUGGAAGGCCGAAUGCCGUUACCUCCUGUCCCUAGUCCUACGGCUGAUACGAUCACAAGUCCGAUUCUUGCAACUUCCGAGGAGACGUACGAAGUCCUGCCCGAGACAGCGACAAGCUCAGAGGGCGGUUAUGCAAGUUCGUCUUAUACAGCUUACACAAAGACGACCAACUUGACAUCUGCGCCGACACUUUACUCGGUGGGAGAAGAGGACGAUGGAAACGGCUCACAAUCCUAUCCAGCUCCUCGCCGACAGAGACGCUCGAUUGCCCAUAGUGUUUCAUACCGUCACACCACUCAAGAUAAUGAGCCGCGCCACUUGCCACGUACUCAGUCACCAUCUUACCCCACGUAUCACACUCUGAUGACCGAUAACCCUUUCAACAAUAUCGAGGAACUUCCUCCGAUUGAUCUCAUGUUGAUGAUCUCCAUCACCACCGCCAGCACAAAUUAUAUGCCCACCUCUUCGAAUAUGAAAUCAAGACUGAUCAAAGAGACCCUAGAGUUUGUAAUCCGACAUCUUCAUCCACGUUCACGGUUAAGUCUGAUUAUAUACUCGGUUGGAUCAGAUCAAAAGUCAGUUGGGAAUGAAAAGGGAGAGCCAAGACCACAAGAAAGUCAAUUGAAGAAGACACCUUUCCUAUGUGUUGGUAAAGAGUCAAGUCGUAGACGACUUGAGUUUGUGAUUGAACAGAUCGCACGUGGUGGACAAAGCAGUGGGAUCUUAAACCCACAGAAUGAGCGAUACUAUAGCGAAUUUGAACCGUUUUAUCGUCGAUCCCAACAAUCUCAGCAUGGUCAUUAUGGCGAACCUUUGGAACCUCCACCAAUCGAUUAUGAGAUGCUUGAGGGAAGUUUGAAGAUGAUUGAGAUGGCAGAAGAGAAAGUCUCAGUAGCGACCGCUAUGAACUUGGCGUAUGACAUCAUUCUACAACGUAAGCAAAAGAACCCGUUGUCGGGUUUCUUGCUCUUGCAUGACCAACGUGAUACGACGACCAAACCUCAGAUGGCUCUGGUCAUGACUCGGGCUGAGGCUGCAAAUGUGCCGGUACAUACGAUCGGUUGGGGCAAAGUCCAUAAUCCCUCAUGUCUUUGGCAGCUUUCAAAUCAUACUGGCGGUACUUAUACUUAUGUCAAUGAUCUGUAUGAGAUCAAGGAUACGCUUACAGGCUGUAUAGGUGGAAUGAUCUCGAUCGGAGCAACAAAUGCCAAACUUCAGAUCAGUGUACCAGAACAUCGAUGGUUUAAGAUGAAAAAGGUCACAGGUGUGAUGACCUUCGUAUUGUCAGCCAAUGGACAACAUGCGGAUAUCGAUUUGGGUGAAAUGCGAUAUGGUGAACGAAGGGAAAUCUUGAUUGAAGUGGAGAUGAGAGAUGGUGCAGUUGGAAUUGAAUCCUCGUCACCAGGCGGAGCGAAUAACCGUGGGCUUACUGGCACAGAUGCAUUCUUUAUGGAUAGUGUGGGAGGUUUGAAGGAGAUUGGAGGGGAUGGAGGAGUAGGAGCACAAGAUUUCUACCAAGCAGAAUUUGAUCAGCUAAGUGAUGACGUACCUUUGCUGGAAGUCGAUGCAUCUUAUCGAGAUCCGAUUGCUGGUAAGACUGUCAGCAGGCUGGUAAGACCGGUUCUGUUGAGCAUCACCAUCGUUCCACCUCAGCCCCUUGCCAAUCCUAGAGUAUCUACCGGUAACGAACCAGGCAUUGUACGACGACGGAUCGAGCUCCUAACCUCCGACUCACUCACUCGAGCUUUAGUCUUGGUAUCACGUCGUAUGGAGAGGCAAGCGAGUCGUUUACUCGAGGAAACUCGACACAUUGUUCAUACAGUACUUGGUAAUAUACAUAAUGGUAGUGAACGACCAAGGGUAGGUAGUCUCAAAGGAAAGAAGGCAGUAGAACAAAGUACAAUGAGAGAAGUCUUGACAGGAUGUUUAGAAGAUAUUGAAAUGGUAUUAGUAGUUAUAGAAGAUUUAGUGAGGAUAGUAGAGGAAGAUGAUGAAAAUGAAACCAAUUUAGCUAGACAUCAAUUUGAUUCAAAUGAACGAAACAUAGCUGCACAACAAUCAAUUGUACUUAAAAAUCAAUCAGCUUGGACGGGUAGAACAUUAACUGAGAAAAGUUUUUGGAAAGCCGAUCGAUCAAUGAUGUUUUAUUUAAAAUGCAUGCAUUCAACUUGAUCUCUUUUUUGAUUCAUUCAUUUAUUAUGCGUUACAUUAUAUACAAAUGAAGAUAGUGUGGAAGGUUGUGUGUGUGUUUAAAGUGUAUAUCUCUGAUACCUUUUAUCUAUAUACCCUUUGAUUUGUUUUUUUUUCUUUAAGAGGAUAAGCUUAAGAUGAAUGAUAUAUGUAUAUAACACAUGUUGUUCUUUUUUUCUUAUACUUCGUGUUGAGUGUCAUAGUCUUUAUUGUUUUUGUGAUUCUAUCAUUUACAACACUUUUUUGUUUUUUGUUUUGGUUUCUUUUUUUGCUCUUAUUUUCUGUUGUUUUUUUCGUUUGAAAGAUUUACAUAUUUUUAUUUAUAUUUAUACAAUCAAUGCUUGUGGGGUAUACAACAUGCAUAAAAGAACUAAAUUCUUAUUUUGAUCAAAUUCUCUUUGGAUGUAAUUUUUUUGUUUCGGAAUUUUCAUAUAAGAAAAGUUUGGAUACACAUGGAUGGAAUCGAGUUAAUGAAUUUGAAGUUGAGAAUUUC
Molecule: messenger RNA, 5533 nt
Organism: Melampsora larici-populina 98AG31
Lineage: Eukaryota; Fungi; Basidiomycota; Pucciniomycetes; Pucciniales; Melampsoraceae
Exons: 7
Coding region: 1-5022 (1673 amino acids)
Biological process (GO): establishment of cell polarity; septin ring organization
Cellular component (GO): division septum; cytoplasm; nucleus
Molecular function (GO): guanyl-nucleotide exchange factor activity
Source: RefSeq, a predicted model, not a curated record